Messenger RNA from Fomitopsis serialis, 729 nucleotides. RefSeq lists its product as uncharacterized. The record is from RefSeq and is a predicted model, not a curated record. NCBI's taxonomy places the organism in Eukaryota, Fungi, Basidiomycota, Agaricomycetes, Polyporales, Fomitopsidaceae. The transcript has 2 exons. Gene Ontology annotation, biological process: phosphatidylinositol metabolic process. The annotation marks the transcript as partial. Gene Ontology annotation, molecular function: phosphatidylinositol kinase activity.
GGGCUACUUGAAAGAGGUGCGCCGUACAGUCUACUAUAACCCCAGUUGAUGUUGACGCGCUUCCCUCAGUGCCUAGGCAGAUGGGAAUCCUAUAGUUCCGCAGGUCUCUCCGGCUCGAUGUUCUUCCGCUCCUCAAGCAAACGAUACCUGCUGAAGUCUCUUGGACGAGCCUUCGAGAACCGCUUCCUGCACGAACACUUCCUUCCACGAUACUUCGAGUUUGCAAAGGCACAUCCAGACUCGCUAAUACACAAGAUCUACGACGUGCUCUAUUCCAUGGAACGCCGCUUCGGGGAAUACUUACGUCUCAGCCCAAAUCACUAUAUCGUCAUCGAGAACAUCGCGUACGGCAAACGAGACGAUUGGGAGAUCUUCGAUCUGAAGCCAACGAACUAUCAUACCUCGAGCCAUUUCGCGACCUCCUUCCCGAUGGCAUCCACAUAUCCGGCGCAACAGACGUCCUCCCCCAGACAAGGUGAUCUUCACAUCCGCCUCCGAGCGAGCCUCCCUCCUCGCUCGCGCGCGUGCCGACGUCGCGUUCCUCGCGUCCAUCAAAGCGAUCGACUACUCCGUGCUGCUCGUGCGCGCGCCGGACGGCACGGCGCGCUGGGGGAUCAUCGACACGUUCUGGAGCCUGAAGGAGCCGCGCGCGAGGGUGACGAAGAAGGCGAGCGACGCGGCGGGCCUGCCGCAGCAGACGGUCACGGCGGAUGCGGAGGGGUACGCGAG